AUAAGGAAGAUGAACAAAGGAGUAAGGCUCACAAAGCAAUCAGAAGAUUUAAUGAAUUAUUAGUGGCCUCUGCUGUUGCUGAUUUUUUACCUUAUCUAAGAUGGCUGGAUAUUGGUGGCCAUGAGAAAGCCAUGAAAGAGACUGCUAAAGAAAUGGACUGCCUUGUUGAAGAUUGGUUAGCAGAGCACAAAAGAAAGAGGAAAUUAAGGGGAAAUAAAUCAGGAGAUGAAGAAGAUUUCUUGGAUGUCAUGUUGACCAUUUGUGAAGACAAAGAUCUUUAUGAUUUUGAUGCUGGUGCCGUUAUCAAAGCUACUUGUUUGGCUAUGCAAUCGGCAGGUACUGAUACUACAAUUGUAACUCUAACAUGGACUCUAUCUUUACUCCUAAACAACUACGAAGCCCUUAAAAAGGCCAAAGAUGAGCUAGACAUUCAUGUUGGCAAGGACAGAUGGGUCCAAGAAUCGGACCUCAAGAACUUAGUUUAUCUUCAAGCUAUUGUUAACGAAUCGUUGCGUUUAUAUCCAGCUGCACCACUCUUGCUACCCCAUGAGUCGAUUGAGGAUUGUGUUGUUAGUGGCUACGAUAUACCAAAAGGCACUCGCUUACUA
This is a messenger RNA of Capsicum annuum, 608 nucleotides long. Its product is annotated as cytochrome P450 CYP82D47-like. NCBI's taxonomy places the organism in Eukaryota, Viridiplantae, Streptophyta, Magnoliopsida, Solanales, Solanaceae. Gene Ontology annotation, biological process: defense response to other organism. Gene Ontology annotation, molecular function: oxidoreductase activity, acting on paired donors, with incorporation or reduction of molecular oxygen; iron ion binding; monooxygenase activity. The transcript has 2 exons. The record is from RefSeq and is a predicted model, not a curated record. The annotation marks the transcript as partial.